UUGGGUUAACCAUUUUCAUUUCGGUCUGUAAUGGUUGAUGGAAUUUUCAGAAAUGAAUACACUGCCUUUUUUCCUUGGUAAAGCCGGGGUUCCGCCCAGUUUGAAAACUGGGCCCAAUACUAUAUAAACCCUCUUAAUUCAAACUCGGUAGAGAAGGGUAGACAAUAUCCUAUUGGUUCUCAAUUUGGAGCGAGAAUUCAUCUCUAAAAUCUAAAUCGUCAAUGGAGCUUUCCUCUGCGUUUCGAGAGAGGCUAGAGCUCAUGGAAAGUACCAGAAACCAACGUCUCUCUCUCCUCCAGGCAGAGAAAGAAUGCGAAGCAAACAGAUCACAGGUCUUAUCGUCAAAGUUAACUAAUAUUCGGUCCAUGGAGCAACGUUGCUUGCUGCUUGAUCGAAAUAUUGCAUUCCAAAACUUCAAAAUCUUGGCUCUAAAAUCUGAAAUCGAGAGCUUAGAUGCCAAAUACCAGGCUGAUUUACGUCAAUUGAGGGUUUUGAAGAGUGAAGUGGAGGAACUGGAAGAGGAGGAGAAGGAGAGAGAGGUGUUUUACGAGCUAAAAAGUAAUGAGAUUAAGGCAUUUAAGGAAACAGUGGAGAAAUUUGUUCUGAAAUCUCAGAUGCAAGUGAAUGAGUUGAAGGAUCAAGUGAACGAAUUGAAUUCAGCCUUUGUAAAACUUCAAGGCAACAACGGAUACUUGUGUAAUUCUGAGAUAGCUCCAGCAGAGAUGAGAAAGUCAGAGCUUGUUGCUGUGAAGGAGAAUUUGGACAAACAUUUGGCUUCUAAUUACCAAUUAAAGUCUGAGCUGCAAAAACAGCUUCAGAGUUUACUGAGCACACAAGAUCAAGGGAAGAGGAAACAACUAUCCCAGUUCACUGUAAGUAAAGGUUCAAUGAAGUCGGCUUUCUAAUAAGAGAAGUUUUUGGUUUCUAAAACUUGCUGAAACCUGUAUAAUUUCUAUAAAAUGCUUUGUCAAGUGAAUUAAAUUUCUUUGUUUUGGUAAAUUUUUGCUCAUUGUGAACCGAUUCAUACUUUACACAGCAAACAGUUAUAAACCCUUGCACAAGCAAAUAGAGAUUUGAAUUCCAUGGAUUCAACACACAUAAGAAUGUGUUUCAUGUUCAGACUUAAUUGUUUGUGUCUUGCUUCUGCAGAGUUCGAAUUUCCUCACCACUAAGUGCCUAUUUGCAGCUACAGACGCAGAAACCAUUUAGGGGCCAAUUAAAACAA
Messenger RNA from Manihot esculenta (cassava), 1225 nucleotides. RefSeq lists its product as uncharacterized. The transcript is spliced from 4 exons. The record is from RefSeq and is a predicted model, not a curated record. Bases 222 to 905 code for a protein of 227 amino acids. NCBI's taxonomy places the organism in Eukaryota, Viridiplantae, Streptophyta, Magnoliopsida, Malpighiales, Euphorbiaceae.